GCUUGUGACAUCGCCCGUGGUCUCACAAAUCAGUCGCGGACAGUCUUGAUGCAUUCUUUUACCGGGGUCGCCGGCCAAGCGGAAGAAAUCAGGCAGGCCGGACGCUCAACAUUUCGUCAGGGGAAGCACGCCAUGAUCUAAACCCCAACAACAAGAAGGAUACAGAUCGAUCGAUUCACCACUCCCAAAGAAAAAGGAACGGAAACGGCAAGCAGGCACGCGGCCGCGGCAGGCGAUGUGCUCCCAGAAGUCCAACUUUGACGCCUUCCAAUGGGACGCGCAAGACCUACCCGAUUUUGUCCCUCCAAACUCUCGUCGUCCUUGAUCCCACCAGUCGAACCCACAAAAAAGACUCUCUCCUCCUGUCCUUGGACCUUGGAGCCAGUCCAAACUUGCAAAGCUUGAUCUUUGCCUUCCUGGUUGGUUAAAAAAAUUUGAGCUUUGCCGACCUCUUCGGGUUUUAGGGGUCGCCGACUGGUAAUUUGGGUUCGAGAGGAGACUCCCUGGCAGCAGGGGACUUGUAAUUCGUUCCAGAACUUUGGGGUUUUAAUUCCCAAUCCAAUCGGGUCCCAAGCUGCGUCGCGGUGAGCUGGAUCGGGAAGGAGGCGUCUCGGAGGCAGUUGCUGGAAUCUACAGCGCUCAACUGGUGGACAGGUAUCCAUUACUCACAGUGCAAAAGGGGGUGAGUGGUGGGCAAAGAUGACAGGAACUCAGGAACAAGUGGAAACAAAAGCAUAAAGCAGCAAAGGUAUCUGUACCAAGGUGCGUCUCCUACAAGAGAGUUGACAAAGGAGCUUUGUUGAAGGGAGGGGAGAUGGUGAAGAAGAAGCUGAUGAAACUGUAUGGCAAGGAUGCACGGGAGUUCUUUAACCAGGUCAUGGUGGAGCAGCCCUUGCUGCCCUUCCUUAUACCUCUUGGCCUGUUUGUGUGGUUCGUCGAAAGGUGGGUUGUGCCAUUCUCAAACUGGGUUCCCCUCGGCGCUGCCGUUUGGGCAACCAUUCAGUAUGGGAGAUUUAAAAGGAGGAUAACUGUAGAUGAUUUGAACAAAAGAUGGAAGCAUCUUAUACUGAACACAACACCCACCACACCGAUAGAGCCUUGCGAGUGGUUGAACAAACUUUUGUUACAAGUUUGGCCCAAUUACAUGGAACCAAAACUAGCAAGAAGGUUUCAAUCUACUGUUGAGCGACGUUUAAAGAGUCGAAAACCAAAACUAGUAGAUAAAAUAGAAUUACAGGAAUUUUCACUUGGUUCUUGUCCACCAACCUUAGGAGAUCAGGGGAUGCGCUGGAUCACUUCUGGUGACCAGCAAGUCAUGCGCUUGGGAUUUGAUUGGAAUAGCCACGAGAUGAGUGUAAUGUUUUUGGCAAAAUUAGCAAAGCCACUUAUUGGCACUUGCCGCAUUGUUAUAAACAGCAUUCACAUCAAGGGAGAUCUUCUACUAUCACCUAUACUUGAUGGUGAAGCUAUCCUCUAUUCUUUUGAAUCUACCCCAGAAGUCAGGAUUGGGGUAGCAUUUGGCAGUGGUGGAAGCCAAGCAAUGCCUGGUAUGGAGUUGCCAGGUGUCUCAACAUGGCUGGUAAAGCUUUUGACUGAAACCAUAGUGAAGACAAUGGUUGAACCUCGCCGCCUAUGUUUUUCUUUGCCAUCAGUAGAUCUAAAGAAACGAGCAGUUGGAGGUGUUCUUUCAGUUACUGUUGUUUCAGCUAGUAACUUUGGCAGAAGGAGCACAGCUAUUGAGUUAGGGAACCACCAAAGCUCAAGUGGAGGAACCAUGUCUGUAAUUGCUGAUAGCAAGGUAUCACAGACAUUUGUUGAGGUAGAAGUUGGCAAUUUGAUGAGAAAAACAAGUACCUGUAAGGGUCCAAAUCCUACAUGGAACAGAACAUUUAACAUGGUACUGCAUGGAGAGAUGGGUGUUGUCAAGUUUCUUCUAUAUGAAUUGGAUUCCAGUGGUGUCAAAUUUAAUUACUUGACAAGCUGUGAGAUAAAGGUCAAGUAUGUUCAUGAUGGUUCAACAAUAUUUUGGGCUAUAGGGCAUAACUCUGGCGUCAUCGCAAAACAUACGGAGCAUUGCGGACAAGAAGUUGGAAUGGUUGUUCCAUUUGAGGAUAGUCAGGGCCAGUUAACUGUUAGCCUUGUGCUAAAAGAAUGGCAAUUCUCUGAUGGGUCGGUUACAUUGGGCAAUUCUCUGAGCGAUGGACUUCAAUCCCCAUUUGAUGGAUCACAAAAGCUUCAGUCCAGAACAGGAAGGAAACUUAGGGUCCGAGUAGUUGAGGGCAGGGCCCUUACAGUGAAUAGUAAAUCUGGAAAAUGUGAUCCUUAUGUGAAACUUCAGUACGGAAAGGCUCUAUACCAAACGAAAACGCUGUCCCAUACAGUUCGACCAGUUUGGAAUGACAAGUUUGAGUUCGAUGAGAUCGCUGGUGGUGAAUAUCUACAGAUCAAAUGCUAUAAUGCAGAUACAUUUGGUGAUGAAAGCAUCGGUAGUGCAAGAGUUAAUUUAGAGGGACUUUUAGAUGGUGCUAGCCGUGAUGUCUGGGUCCCACUUGAAAAGGUAAAUUCGGGAGAGAUCAGGCUUGAAAUAGAGCCAGGAAAGAACGAUGACAGCAAUAGCAUGAAGUCCUUCCUUUUUCAGAGCUCAAGUAAUAAGGUUGGAGCUGGUUGGAUUGAGCUAGUUAUAAUUGAAGCCAGAGAUCUUGUUGCUGCCGAUCUGAGAGGCACUAGUGAUCCUUAUGUCAGAAUGCACUACGGGAGCAACAAGAAACGAACCAAGGUCAUUUACAAAACACUCUCUCCGCAGUGGAACCAGACAUUUGAGUUCCCAGAAACUGGAGAACCCCUGAUUUUGCAUGUCAAGGAUCACAACGCUGUCCUUCCAACCGCUAGUAUUGGCCAUUGCACUGUCGAAUACAGCAUGCUCUCUCCAAAUCAAUCUGCCGAAAAAUGGAUACCACUCCAAGGAGUAAAAAGUGGAGAAAUUCAUGUAAAAAUUGCGCGAAGGGUACCAAACUUGGAAAAGAAAACCACGCUAGCGACAGAUGCAUCAGGCAAAGGACACACAAUAUCGACACAGAUGAGAGACAGCUUGAAGAAAUUUACUGGCUUGGUUGACGAGGGCGGUGACCCAGAGGCCCUGUCGUUAGCCGUGACAGAGAUGGAAAGCAUCCAGAUCGAGCAGGAACUGUACAUAGAACAGCUCGAGCGGGAGAAGGCAAUGUUGUUGCGUAAAAUACAUGAGCUUGGUUCUGAAAUCAUUAGAACAUCAUCUAGCCCUGCAAAGACGCCGUACUAGUUAGAUCGAUAGAUGUAGUCCACUGAACACUAUAGUAUCCGCAAACCGCAACUAUAUUUAUGGGCAAGGGCAAAGACUAUAUAUAUUUCUACAUAUAUCAGUGAGCGGUAGUAACUUGUAAGUAGCCAGAUGGGUAGAAAACCCUACGCAUAUUUGUAGUGCUUUGCUGAUGGAGCUUGCUGAAGUUGCUCCACCUUGUACACAACACGCAGCCGCUGGGAAAUUGAGUAGGAAGAAAUGAUGUUCCAAUUAGAGAUGAAAACGGAUGGAAUCAACUAUUUUGAUCUGUUUUCUAUAUUUUUCUGACUAUUUUCGGAUUUUUAAGUCUUAUGUGGAAAUAGGACGAAAAUGGUUUUGUUGUUUCCUGAUCAAUAUAUAUUGGUAUCUCAUUUUUAA
Messenger RNA from Phragmites australis (common reed), 3691 nucleotides. RefSeq lists its product as uncharacterized. The transcript is spliced from 15 exons. Gene Ontology annotation, molecular function: lipid binding. NCBI's taxonomy places the organism in Eukaryota, Viridiplantae, Streptophyta, Magnoliopsida, Poales, Poaceae. Bases 815 to 3295 code for a protein of 826 amino acids. The record is from RefSeq and is a predicted model, not a curated record.